This is a messenger RNA of Colletotrichum costaricense, 1527 nucleotides long. RefSeq lists its product as uncharacterized. Bases 1 to 1527 code for a protein of 508 amino acids. The record is from RefSeq and is a predicted model, not a curated record. NCBI's taxonomy places the organism in Eukaryota, Fungi, Ascomycota, Sordariomycetes, Glomerellales, Glomerellaceae. Gene Ontology annotation, molecular function: monooxygenase activity; oxidoreductase activity, acting on paired donors, with incorporation or reduction of molecular oxygen; iron ion binding. The transcript has 8 exons.
AUGGCUCUAUUUCAACUGCGCGAGGUUCUUUUCUCGCCAAGAAUUCUUGCCCUGUGCUUUUCUGUGUACCUUAUAGUUGGUGUUCUCUACAGAAUCUUCUUCCACCCUCUUAAGAAGAUACCUGGUCCUUGGUAUGCGGCCGCAACGUACUGGUACGAAUUUUACCAAGAUGUGAUUCUCAAUGGCAACUACAUCAAGGAGUACCCUGAUCUUCACGCCAAGUAUGGCCCAGUGGUUCGGGUGUCUCCCAGUCGCGUGCACGUUAGUGAUCCAGAUUACUUCAAAGAGGCUUACGGAAGUGGCACAAAAUAUAUCAAGGAUCCCGACUUCUUCCAGAGCGCUGGUGGUAUCAAGCACUCCAUCAUCAUGUUGAUUGAUCCCGAGGUUCACAAAGAACGAAAGAAUACAGUCCAAUCCCUUUUCUCGACCAAACAUGUUGAACACUUGGCGCCUGUCGUUCUGGAUGUUGUGCAGAGAGCAAUGGCAAAGGCGCAGCGUGCCCUCAAGAAUGACCAGCCGAUUAACUUGCAACCAUUUUAUCAAUGCAUUACUGUUGACACUAUUAUGCCUGUCUUGUUUGAUAGACAGUUGAAUUUUGUUGAUUGCGACGAAGACGAGCCACCGUUUUUGAGCUUGUUGGGCAAGUUUGUUGACAAGUUCUUCCUCACUAAGCACUUUCCCUUGAUCAGCCACAUUGCUAUGAGUUUACCUCUCAGUGUAGCAAGGACGGUUUUGCCAAGCUACGUCGCUUUUCGAGAGCAAUGCGCCACAUGGAUUAAGGAAGACGAAGAGAAACAGCGCAACGGCCAAAGAAUAGCUGAUGGUCGCAAGACAUAUUUCGAUCUCCUUCUGGAAGCAGAGAAAACAAAGAGGCUCCACAAGCUCGGCCAAGAGGCACUCGUUGACGAAGCACUGUCUGUGUGUUUUGGUGGAACUGAUACCAAUAGCAUUGCCCUUAGCUUUGGCACAUACUUCUUGCUCAGGAACCCGGAUAAGCUUCAGAAGAUGUUGGACGAGUUGAAAGACGCGCCUACGAAUAUGGAUGGCCUCUAUGAGUAUCAUACUGUUUCCAAACUGCCUUAUCUUACUGCAGUCAUCAAAGAGAUACUUCGGCUGGGAUCCCCAGUGCCUGGUAUCAUUCCCCGCAGAGUCCCUGCCGGCGGCGCUUCCGUCGGAGGACAUUAUCUUCCGGAAGGCACCACCGUUUCACAGGCUCUUCGGCUGAUAAACGUCAACUCGGACGUCUAUUCGGAGCCUGAGAGAUUCAUUCCUGAAAGGUGGCUUGGCAAAGCCGGCUGGGAACUGGAGAAGUACUUUGUGCCUUUUAGCAAAGGGCCCCGAGCUUGUAUAGGCGUGAACAUUGCAUAUCUUGAACUCUACGUGUGCUUUGCAAACCUUUUUAGCCGCUUUGAGAUGGAGCUAUUCGAGACGAACGAGAGCACCCUUAAGUGGGUAGACAAUGGCGUAACGAGGCUGUUGAAGCCGAUGAGAGUCAAGAUCAAGUCGAUUAGAGGCGUUGGCCAGUGA